Molecule: messenger RNA, 1913 nt
Organism: Folsomia candida
Lineage: Eukaryota; Metazoa; Arthropoda; Collembola; Entomobryomorpha; Isotomidae
Product: O-phosphoseryl-tRNA(Sec) selenium transferase
Exons: 10
Coding region: 160-1593 (477 amino acids)
Biological process (GO): selenocysteine incorporation; conversion of seryl-tRNAsec to selenocys-tRNAsec
Molecular function (GO): tRNA binding; O-phosphoseryl-tRNA(Sec) selenium transferase activity
Source: RefSeq, a predicted model, not a curated record
GGAAAGUGAAAUGACGAAAUUAACGUGCCGCACGAGUUGCACGGCGUGACAUGACAAAAAUUCGCCAGUAAUAAUCGCCAGAUAAGUGACCUAAUCUUACCGCUCCAGUAUUACCCUAGUUUUAACCGAAUUAUAGUCAAAACUCGUCAGUUUUCAGGGAUGGCGUAUAGUGAAGCCUUUGCCAAAGCGGCCGAGAGGGGCCUUGUUCCCCCAAACUAUGUAAAUAUGGGGCUUCAAACGGCUAAAACUAGACAGAAAAUGUUUCGCCAUUUGAUGGACCAGAGAAAAUGGCCACAAGAAGGAUGGGAUGAUCAGACCAUUGAAAUUCUUGUGAACGAAAUAGCUUCAAUGGAUAGCAAUAACUUUAUUUCAAAAGGAGGCGUUGGGGAACGAGAGGGUCGCAUAUAUUCAAAUAUUGUUUCUCGUCGUCACUUCGGCAUGGCUCAUGGGAUGGGCAGAUCUGGCGAUUUGGCCGAGGCACAACCAAAAGCGGCCGGUUCCAGUUUGCUUUGUACUCUCACAAAUGCACUAGUACUUGAUUUGAUGCACACCUUCGUUUGUGGUAAGGUUGUGGAUGCAAUGGUUGUCCCAAUGGCUACUGGGAUGACGAUCAGUUUGUGCUUGCAGACGAUGAAGGAGGCCAGACCCAACGCAAAAUGGGUCAUAUGGCUUAGAAUUGAUCAAAAAUCGUGUCUUAAAGCUAUCCAAUCUGCGGGCCUAAGUCCAAUAGUUGUUGAGCCUAAACUCGUCGAAACCUCACUAGUAACUGAUCUUGAAAUGAUUGACAGUGUUAUCAAAGAAAGGGGAACUGAAUCAAUUCUCUGCGUAAUUUCCACUACAAGCUGUUUCGCUCCCCGUGAUUGCGACGACGUUGGAGGAGUUGCUCAACUACUAAAAAAUACGCCCAUUUUCCACUUGGUUAACAACGCUUAUGGAAUCCAAAGCUUAGCCUGUGUAAGGGCAAUUGAUCGAGGUUGUCGAAUGGGUCGAAUGGAUAUUGUUGUGAUGAGUACCGACAAAAAUUUAAUGGUUCCUGUUGGAGGUGCAAUUGUUGCCGGAUACUCGAAAGAGAUUAUCUCUCAGAUACAAAAAUCAUACCCAGGUCGUGCCUCCUCUAGUCAGAGCUUGGAUGUGUUUAUUACCAUGCUAAGCAUGGGGGUUAAAGGGUACAAAGCAUUGAUCACUAAACGAGCAGAAAACUUUCUGUACUUGCAAUUGAAAUUGAAAAGUAUUUGUAUGGCCCACAAACUGCAAAUGCUACUAUCAAAAAACAACGAUCUUUCGACAGCGAUAUCCCUUGGAGAUCUAACUCGGGCCGUAGGUGUUACAGAGGCUGAAAUGCCAACAUUUUUCACCAAGCUGGGAUCACUGCUAUUUUUUCGAAAUGUUCAAGGGGCUCGAGUAAUAAUUCCAUCCCAAACUCAAACAAUUGGUCAGGUUGAACUUGAAGGAUGGGGAUGUCAUAGUCCAUUGUACAAACUUCCAUACUUGACUGCUGCAUCUACACUAGGAAUGGAAAAAGCGGAUGUGGAUUUCUUCAUUAAAAAGCUUGACGAAUGUCUAAAAAUGUUAAAGAAACCGAGGACAGACUAGCAGUAUUUCAACUAUGAAAAAAAUUUAAAAAAAAAACAGUUUUAUGAAGACAUAAUAUGCACUCGCCUACCUCAUGCAACGCCAUCAAAUGUCCACGUUGAAACUUUUAUACUCUUGCAUCUAUUCUGUUACUUAAUACUUUAUGAUAUUUAUUUGCAUUGUUACAAACCACAGUACAAACUCACUUGUAUGUAUCACAUUAUCCUUAAAUAUUAGUCCACAUAUACGUUGCGGUCAGAUUAGUACCUUAAAAUUUUUUAAUCCAUCACACAGGGUGACAUUUGUUGUAUUUUUUUGUACAAUAAAAUGUUUUUUUUUAA